UUAGCAUCAUCAAGAACAAGCAAGGCCGCAACCAACAACGCUUCCAAAACGAUACAUCGUGUUGAUCCCAGUCAGUCAUCCUCCUCCAACACUGCGACCGAUUAAAAAAGGAUCCACCCCAACACUGGCAAGAAUUAGUGGCUCGCCUCUGAAAAACAGGGUAACGUCUCAGUAUGGGCGAGCGACCGAGCUCAGGACAGCCCGAAGAAGGCACCGAACCGUAUAGACCUGCGCGUCAAAGUAAGUGGCGCCGUCUGCUGUACUACCUCGCCGUCGCUGCGGUUCUCGUGUACUGCGCAGUACUCCUCGUGGCCAGAAUCAGCACACGUGAAAAGAACGUAGCCAUGGCCAGAAGAGAAACUACAACAACCAUGGUUUCAACGGCUGCUCCUGCACUCACAGACUCAGCGGCAAAUGUUUCCACGAGAACAUUAACAAGGGGGCGAAAAAAAUUGAAGCCCGAUGCACUGCAUUCAAGCACCACUGCAAAUUCAAGUGCCUACAUGCGAAAGUAAUUAAAGGGAUCUAAUGAUUAUGAUAGGUUAUAAAGCGACUCGAAAACAUUUUACAAUGGUAGUAACACUCUGAAACUAACUCGCGAUUACGUAGGUCUGGCUAAAAACAAAAAUUGAUAAAGCAACAUAAGUUCUCUAAAUUUAUCGCAUAACGUAAACACAUCGCAAAUCAGCGAGUCAGCUUAGUGUGAUGUAAUGUAAACAAAUCGCGAUACGCGCCGAGACC
Dermacentor albipictus is the source of this 741-nucleotide messenger RNA. NCBI's taxonomy places the organism in Eukaryota, Metazoa, Arthropoda, Arachnida, Ixodida, Ixodidae. The record is from RefSeq and is a predicted model, not a curated record.